Molecule: messenger RNA, 789 nt
Organism: Heterostelium album PN500
Lineage: Eukaryota; Evosea; Eumycetozoa; Acytosteliales; Acytosteliaceae
Exons: 2
Coding region: 1-789 (262 amino acids)
Source: RefSeq, a predicted model, not a curated record
AUGGUAGGAUAUGUUCCCGAUGGAGGAGUUGAACUUGGACCCAUCAAUCAUAAUACUUUACAGUUUCAAACAUUCCCAAACCAACAUUUGUUGCACACCGUAGGAGGUGCGACAUUGAUCCAACCAGGACAUGCAAAUGCUGAGCCAGACCAAUCUUUGCGACCUCUUCGACCCAAUGUCCCCAACAAUCAUUCGACAGAUGGACAUGGAAAACCUUACCCAACAUUGGUCAUCGAAACAGCCAAGUCUCAAUCACUUCCAGUGUUACAUCAAAAGUGCCUCGACUAUUUCAUGGAUCGUGUUGCUGCUGUGCUUCCUGCUCCUGGUGUCCCUGCGGUGGCUGCAAUACCAAGCACAAUCAGGAUCGUUAUUGGUGUCAAGAUCUAUCCCAGAAACAAUGGAGACUUUGCGAUGCUUGUUUUGUACUAUCAGAAUGGUGCAGCAGCAAAUCCUGUCAGGAUCAUCUCUUGUGGAACGACACAUUUGGAUGUCACCAAUACAAUCCAAAGACACUUGCCUCCCAUAUCUCCACCUGGAUAUGCUGCUCCUCAAGGCUAUGAAGGUGUCAUGCCUCCAGUUGGGCCUCCUCCACCUGUAGCCAAUCCAGCCAAUCCACUCAACCUUCAAAAUCCUUGUAAUGCACUUGGUCUUCCACUUUAUCAACUCCAGAUACCAACUGUUGAACUGUUCAAUGGAGCACCACCUUUGCCACCAGGUGUCAUUAUUCCUCCAUUCUACGCUGUAGACCUGCAUUCCAGCCAACAAAUUGCCAACGAAAAUCUCCCUUGA